Aspergillus versicolor CBS 583.65 is the source of this 380-nucleotide messenger RNA. RefSeq lists its product as uncharacterized. The transcript has a single exon. Lineage: Eukaryota; Fungi; Ascomycota; Eurotiomycetes; Eurotiales; Aspergillaceae. The record is from RefSeq and is a predicted model, not a curated record. Bases 96 to 332 code for a protein of 78 amino acids.
GGCAAUAUAACGAGUCUCAUAAAUCACCAAAAUGAUUCGAAACUAUACAAGUCCCAGCGAGCAAACAGUCAACCAAUCGACACGGAGAUCGGAAGAUGUACGGAGCAUGUCCUUUCAUCCGCCUGUCUUGUUGGCCCGACCUGGCCGGAUCUCUCUUGUAUGAGAUUCCUAUGGGCACAACCAUAAAUGCAGCAAUGAUUGGCAAGCCAUCGAGUGUGGGACAGCCUAUAGCCAGGGCAGGUAACAAGGGAACUCGGUUGAAUCGAGCAAAGUCCAAAUGGCCACAUAAUCAGGGCACAGUUGGAGCGACACAGCGAUCACAUCGUCUGUGACUAACGCAUACGGAGAAUACUCGUGCCCGACAGAAAGAGAAAAUGCAU